GGCGGGGAGGCCCACACGGCAGUCAGCUGAGCGUCGCUGGGCGGGCUCGCAAGGCCGCAAGUGAGCCCGAGGCUUCCCGAGUCCCCGCCGCCGCCCUCCCGCGGGUCCUCUGGUCCGCGUCUGCAUCCGGGUACCGAGCCUCCCCCAGCGGGCACGAUGCCGAGGAAUCAGUGACCCGGAGAGAGGCGGGAGCGCGGGCGCGGGGUCUGGGUAUGGAGUCAUCCUUGAUACUUGGUUGUGCCUCUUCUUAAGUGACCUUGGAAGAACUAUAAAACCUCAGUGAACUCAGCUCUGUCACCUGUAAAAUAAAUAUAAUUGAGUUUCAGUGAGGAUUAAAAAGUGACGUGUCUGAUGCAGUGAUUCGGGACAUAGUAAGCAUCCGAAAUAUGAUCUGUUGCCAUGUCCCACCACCCGCUUAACUGCCUAACUGAAAAAGGGGACAGCCCCAACGAAACCACAGGAAAUGGACCCCCCAAUCUGGCUCACCCAAACCUGGACACAUUCACCCCAGAGGAGCUGCUGCGGCAAAUGAAGGAGCUCCUGAUGGAGAACCAUCAGCUGAAAGAAGCCAUGAAGCUAAAUAACCAAGCUAUGAAAGGACGAUUUGAGGAGCUUUCGGCCUGGACAGAGAAGCAGAAAGAAGAACGCCUUUUUUUUGAGAUCCAGAGCAAAGAAGCCAAAGAACGCCUAAUGGCUUUGAGUCAUGAAAAUGAAAAAUUGAAGGAAGAACUUGGAAAACUAAAAGGGAAAACAGAAAUGUCAUUCCAGGAUCUCACUGGGGACCCCAAGGCAGUAGCAGAACAGGAAAUGGAACAGCUAAAGACCCAGGUGGCGCGCCUUCAAGCUGAAAAGGCAGAUCUGCUGGACAUUGUGUCUGAAUUACAACUCAAGCUGAACUCAAGCGGCCACUCUGAAGACUCCUUUGUUGAAAUUAGGAUGGCUGAAGGAGAAGCACAUGUGGCAGUGAAAGAAAUGAAGACAAGUCCUGGGCCCACAAGAACUGAUUUCAUUGACACGAGCAGAUCUGCAGAAAGUGCCAGGGAUUACUUGGAAUCUGAGGAACUAACUGUGAGCCAGCUCCUGCUUUGUCUAAGGGAAGAAAAGCAGAAGGUGGAGAGACUUGAGAAAGCACUUAAGGAAGCCAAAGAAAGAAUUUCAGAAUUAGAAAAGAAAGCCAAUGAUUGUUCCGAGAUUGACACCCAGACAGAGGGGAACACCGAAAAAGAGAAAGAAGAGGAGAAAGGCACAGAAACUGUUGGAAGUGAAGUGGAAGCUUUGAAACUGCAGGUGACAACCCUGUUUAAGGAGCUUCAAGAGGCUCAUAUGAAACUCAGUGAAGCUGAGCUAAUGAAGAAGAGACUUCAAGAAAAAUGUCAGGCCCUUGAAAGGAAAAAUUCUGCAACGCCAUCAGAGCAGAAUGAAAAGCAAGAGCUUGUUUAUAAUAACAAAAAGUUAGAGCUGCAGAUGGAAAGCAUGCGAUCAGAAAUCAAAAUGGAGCAAGCAAAAACAGAAGAUGAAAAGUCCAAAUUAGCCACUCUACAGUUGACACACAACAAGCUUCUUCAAGAAUAUAAUAAUGCAUUGAAAAUAGUUGAAGAACUAAAAAGGAAAGAGGCCUACCUUGGAGACAUUCGGGGUUCAGUUCCCGACCACCGCAAUAAAUCAGAAAAAGUGGAUAAGGUGAUGGUGCAGGAACUAAAAGAAAAACUGGAACUGGCAGAGAAGGCCCUGGCUUCCAAGCAGCUUCAAAUGGAUGAGAUGAAGCAGACUAUCGCCAUGCAGGAGGAAGACCUGGAAACCAUGACAGUUCUUAGGGCGCAGAUGGAGGUUUACUGUUCGGACUUUCAUGCUGAAAGAGCAGCAAGAGAGAAGAUUCAUGAAGAAAAGGAGCAACUGGCAUUGCAGUUGGCAAUUUUGCUGAAAGACAAUAAUGCUUUCGAAGAUGGAGACAGUAGGCAGUCUUUGAUGGAAAUGCAGAGCCGUCAUGGGGCGAGAACCAGUGACCCCGACCAGCAGGCUUACCUCGUUCAAAGAGGAGCUGAGGAUAGGAACUGGCGGCAACAGCAACAACAGAAUAUGCCGAUUCAUUCUUGCCCCAAAUGUGGAGAACUUCUGCCUGACAUAGAUACAUUACAGAUUCACGUCAUGGACUGCAUCAUUUAAGUGCUGACAUUUCACCUCCCCAACCUGUUGGUCAAUGUCAGAUUUUUUCCUCCAAGAGUUGUACUUUUGUGUUGUUUUCACUUAAAUAUUUUUGCUCAUUAUGUUUGUUUUAGGAGACAGAAAAUUGGUAUGUUCCACGUAGGACAUUUUUUGCGUAUUUCCAUAAACUCGCACAGUAGAAUCCUUAGCAUACCACUCUCCUGAUAAUAGAGUCAUUUUUUUUUUUAAUGUUCAGUUUAUGUGAGCACUGACUGUUCAUGUAGUUAAUUAGCGUGUAACGUCAUGGGACGGAGUAAAUGUAAUUAAAUGGAAGAUGCCUCACUUAUAAACCUUAAGAACCUUUUAAGGAGGCAGGAAAAAUGAAGUGGUCACAGAUUUCAUAAAGAAAAAUGUCUUCAAAAUAUUUCUGAAAUAAAUUAUAUUGUUAUUUUUCUUAAUUCAUUUAAGACAAAUCUGUUUGGGGCUGUGUGCAUAUGUGUAUGUUGUAGUUUUAUUGCAGCCACAGUAAUUGUACUAAAGUUAGGAAUGAUGUGGCUCUUUUCAUGUGAGCACUGUGAGCUUUUACUUGAUCGUCAGGACAAAGGGAAAAAAUACUGGCACACAUGAAGUAGAUUCAUUGGAUUUGACAUAACCAUUCAGAGGACAAAGAAGUUAUCUUUGUUCUUUCAUUGUGCUGUAGGUUUGUGGGCUUGUACAAUAGAGAGUUUAUUCAUUUCUAAAAAGUACAGCUAUUUAUUCAUUUUCUUCCUGAAUCAGACUAUAUAUUCAUAAUCACAAAAAUAGUUAUUGCAAAAUAAAAUUUUGCUUUUGAAUCUUUCA
Molecule: messenger RNA, 2982 nt
Organism: Rhinolophus ferrumequinum (greater horseshoe bat)
Lineage: Eukaryota; Metazoa; Chordata; Mammalia; Chiroptera; Rhinolophidae
Gene: OPTN
Product: optineurin
Exons: 16
Coding region: 400-2163 (587 amino acids)
Biological process (GO): regulation of canonical NF-kappaB signal transduction; Golgi ribbon formation; protein localization to Golgi apparatus
Cellular component (GO): nucleus; Golgi apparatus; cytoplasm
Molecular function (GO): K63-linked polyubiquitin modification-dependent protein binding
Source: RefSeq, a predicted model, not a curated record